GUUUCCCAAAAGCGAUACUAUUAGUUUACCAACACAGUUCGAUGGAACUUAAGGAAACGAUGCUUUUGUGAAACGCACCCUCUGGUCGAUGGCGCCAAGAUGGCAGUAAUAAAAAUCUCUGCUGGGUCAGAACAGGCCAAGGGUGUGUUUGGCGCGCAGUCCAGCCCACUGACAUUUAGGGCGUUGCAUUAAAACAAACACAGGGAGAAUGGAAGGAAAAGUAAAUAUGAACAGAAACGCUCAACUAACUAUAAAGCUGCGGAUUUAACUGCGCGUUUCUCUGACGUCAUUACGCACUGACGUCAACAUCCUUCCCACACAUUCGCUGAUACAUAGAACAUAUUGAUAAAACGGCACGUUUGUUGGAACUCUGGUGCGGUAGUUCCAUAUUACCUCAAGAUCUCACUCGUUUCGAUUACGUUGCAAUGUUUUCUGAAGACGUAAGUAUUACACUGCGCUGCACCUGCUAAAGCGGCGGUUGCGUAUAUUCAGAAUUUACGCUAAACAGUUCCACAUCAGUUAAAUCAGUCGAGGUUGUUUUCAGUGAAAGGACAGCCAGGCUGUCUACCUCAACUGUCAGUCACAUGUCGACGGAGGAUCUGUCCACAUCCGACAGCGAAGCUGCCUUCGCGGGAGCCGGGGAGCGCUGGGCGCCCGUGGGAGCCGUGGCCAACCCGGAGGAUGAGCAGUGGAAGAGGGGCACGCAGGCUGGUUCGGUGUCGUCCGGCGAUGCAGACUUGGUAUCCAAGCUGCGGAAGCUGGAGGAUGAGCAGGAGCAGUUGAAUUCGUCGCUCCUCGCGUUAACGUCUCACUUCGCUCAAGUGCAGUUUCGGCUAAAACAGAUCGUCCACGCACAGAGCGACGAGAAAGAAAGGAUGCUGCUGGAGCUGGAGGAGUUUGCCUUCAAAGGAUGCCCUCAUGUCAUAGGCUGCAGGGCACAGGAUGCUCAGAUGCUCGAGAACUCUAGUGAAAGGGAGAAGAGGGAGCGCUUGGAAGCUCAGAGGAAGAAGCAGAAGGAGCUGAUUUUCCAGCUGAAGACUCAGCUCGAUGACCUGGAGCGUUUCGCCUACCAGGAGGGCAGCUAUGACUCACUGCCUCAGUCUGUCGUCAUGGAGAGACAGAGGGUGAUUAUAGAUGAGCUGAUUAAGAAGCUGGACGUGAACCUGAAUGAAGACAUUGGGAACCUCACUCCAGAGGAGCUCCGACAGAGAGUGGACGCUGCUAUAGCACAGAUAGUCAACCCGGCUCGAGUUAAAGAGCAACUGGUUGAGCAGCUCAAGACCCAAAUCAGAGACCUGGAGAUGUUCAUCAACUUCAUACAGGAUGAAGUGGGGAACCCUCUGUUAAAUGACGGUGUGAAUAGCCAGCAGGCCCGUGCUUCCGGACCAAACACCGGAGCCACUGGAGGCAUGAAGCGAGUGGAUCCCGAACAAGCCCAGAGGAUGCGAGAAACCGGGCUUCAGCUGAUCCAGAAAGCCUUAGCGGUGCUGCAGAUCUUUGCUCUGAGUCAGUUCGGCUGUGCCGCGGGCCACGUGCCCCAGAACAUGUGGUCUCAAGGUAGCGAGGCUCAAGAUUACGGCCCCCUACUGCAAAAACUCGAAGGAGCCGUGGAGCGCGUACGUCUGCAAGCCUCUCGCCAUCAGCCCAGCUCUCAGGAGGAACAUGUUGUCAGCUACUCUGCCUGCCUGUCGCCUGGAGGACCUCGGGAUGAACUCACCGCUUCUGUGCGUAAAGAUCUCGCCUUGGCGCUCCGGGACCUGCUGGCCCACGGAUUGUACACUCCUUCCCAGGGUAUGAGCCUGGUCCUCGCCCCUAUUUCCUGCCUGCUGCCCUUCAGCUCUUCUCCCCAGACCCUGCAUCCCUGGGAACUUUUCAUCAAGUACUAUCAUUCCAAAAACGGUCAGGCGUUUGUUGAAUCGCCCGCACGGCAGCUCUCUCAAUCCUUCAGUUUGCCGGUAGGUGGUGGUCCUGUGACCGUCACGCCCAAGCAGUCUCUGUUAUGGGCCAUUCAUACGGUUCUUAAAGAGCAUGGACGAUACAAGCGUAGCGCAGACUCUGAGUUCAAGGCCUUAGUGUGCAUGGCACUCAAUGAGCAGAGGCUUGUGUCCUGGCUCAACCUGCUGUGUAAGUCUGGGACGCUCAUCCACUCACACUACCAGCCCUGGAGCUACAUGGCUCAGACGGGCUUCGAAGGUGCCCUGCGCAUCCUGGGCCGCCUCAGCCAUCUCAAAUUCAGCCUUCCUGUUGAUUUGGCUGUCAGGCAGCUUAAAAAUAUCAAAGAUGCUUUCUAAGCAAAAGGGAAUUUUGAUGGGUUGAGGGAACCCUCCCAACCCUCAUAAUCUUAAAACACAUGACAAAGAACAGUAAUUACAACAUAACUCUAAUAUACGUAACACUAAUAUAUAUAUAUAUAUAUAUAUAUAUAUAUAUAUAUAUAUAUAUAUAUAUAUAAAAUAUGAAUUUAAAUCAAGUUAAAAAAUAGUCCCAGAUCAACAAGUACACUGGAAUUAAAAAAUUGGAAAUGAAGCAACUUGUGCACUUUCUUGAGACAUUGAGUUGUUGCUGUUGGCUCUAAUGCCUCUUGUCUCUGAAGAGGAUGAUGAUAAUGAAGGCAGGUUUUAAUAUGCUGCAUUGGUCACAACUUAAAGGAGAUGUCCACUUCCAGAACCAAAAUUUACAGAUAAUGUAUUCACCCUUUUGUCAUUCAAGAUGUUCAUGUCUUUUUUUAAUUCUGCCAUAAAGACAUUAUGUUUUAAAGGAAAACAUUUCAGGAUUUUUCUCCAUAUAAUGGACUGAUAUGGAGCCCUGAUUUUGAACUAAAUGCGGCUUCAAAUGAUCCCAAAUGCGGUUGUGAACGAUCUCAGCCAAGGAAGAAGGGUCUUAUCUAGCGAAAUGAUCGGUUGUUUUGAUAAAAAUAAUACAGUUUAUAUACUUUUUAAUCUCAAACGCUCAUCUUGUCUUGCUCUGCCUGAACUCUGUGUAUUCUGGCUCAAGACAGUUAGGGUAUGUCGAAAAAAAACUCAGAUCGUAUUUUCUCCUUCAACUUCAAAAAUCAUUUCAAAAUAAUCCUACAUCGCUGCAGAAGUACCGACCCAGUAUUUGCAAACUAAACAUGCAAAGAAGAUCAAACACCCUUAACAAAAAAGCGAUAUAAGACUAUUAUGAAGUUGAGGGAGAAAAUGAGAUGGGAAUUUUUCGACAUACACUAACUGUCAUGAACUGGAAAAAUCAGUUCAGGCAGAGCAAGACAAGACGAGCGUUUGACAUUAAAAAGUAUAUAAAUUGUAUUAUUUUUAUGAAAAUAACCGAUCGUUUCGCUAGAUAAGACCCUUCUUCCUCGGCUGGGAUCGUUUGAAGUCACAUUUAAGCUGCAUUUUGAAAGUUCAAAAUCGGGGCACCAUAGAAGUCUAUUACAGGGAGAAAAAUCCAGAAAUGUUUCCCUCAAAUACCAUAAUUUCUUUACGACUGAAGAAAGAAAGACAUGAACAUCUUGGAUGACAAGGAGUGAGUACAUUAUCUGUCAAUUUUUGUUCUGGAAGUGGACUUCUCCUUUAAAGGAAAUGUGCUCAGUUUAGUGACCCUGAGCGUGUAACUGCCUCCACAUAACCUCUGAGGGGAUUUGUUAUGUUAAGCUUUUACCAAAAUCAAUCACUGUACUCUAUGUAGAAGAAUGAGUCAUUACUUGAAAUCUUUUCAAGGGCCAUUGUGUAUGUUUGUAUGGAAGCCCGUUUCCUCCACUGAAUAAAAAAAUAAAAAAAGGUAAUUGUGACUUUUUUUCUUGCAAUUGUGGGUUCACAUCUCGCAAUUCUGACUUUUUUUCCUCAGAAUUGGGAGAUAUAAACUCACAAUCCUGAGAAAAAAGUCACAAUUGCAAGAGAUAAAAAAAAUCUGAAAUGCAAAUUUAUAUCUCACAAUUCUGACUUUAUUUGUCGUUUUUAUAUCACAAUACCGAGUAAAAAAGUUAGAAUUGAAAGUUUAUCUCGCUAUUCUGACUUUAUUUCUCACAAUUGCGAGUUUAUGUCCUGCAGUUCUGACUUAAUAUCUCGCAAUUCUGGUUUUAUAACUCGCAAUAAGAAUUGCAAGUUUGUAUAAUCACAAAAAAAAUCUGAAUUGCGAGAGAUAAACUUGCAAUUGUGGGAAAAAAAAAAAAAAAAAUCAGGAAUGCAAAUUUAUAUCUCACAAUUCUGACUUUAUUUUUCGUUUUUAUAUCACACAAUACUGAGAAGAAAAGUAAGAAUUGCUAGUUUAUCUCACAAUUCUGACUGUAUUUCUCGCCAAUGCGAGUUUAUAUCAUGCAAUUCUAAAUUUAUACCUUGCAAUUCUGGCUUUAAAACUCGCAAAAAGAAUUGCAAGCUUGUAUCUCAAUCCUGAGAAAUUGUCAAAAAAAAAUCCUAAAAAUGCAAAAAUCAUACAAUUCUGUCUUUAUUUCUCAUAAUUUAUUUCUCAUAAAGUUUAUAUCACGCAAUUCUGAGAAAAAAAUGCCAAAAUUGCUAGUUUACUUUGCAAUUCUGGCUUUAUAACUCACAAUAGCAUGUUUAUAUCACCCAAUUUUUGAGAAAAAAGGCAGGAUUUCGAGUUUAUAUCUUGCAAUUCUGACUUCAUUUCUCAGUAUUAUGAGUUUAUAUCCUACAAUUCUGAGAAAAAAAAUCAGAAUAGCAAGUUUGUAUCACACAAUCCUGAGAAAAAAGUCAGAAUUGUGAAAUGUAAACUUACAAUUGCGAGAAAAAACAAAAAAAAAAGUCACAAUUACCUUUUUUUUAUUUAUUCGGAGGCAAAAAUGGACUACCAUAUGUUUUAUAGAAAAGUGAUGUAACGGUUUAAUUACAUUUAAACUUAUGUAGCCAAUCAUUUUCUCAGCUUGUACUACAUUAUUGUACAAUGGUUCACAGACAAAUCAAGAUGUUUUUAAUUUAAGACUUGUUUUCAUUAGCAUUAUUAUGGGUCAUUACAUUUCAAACACUGGCAUAGUGCAUAUACUAUCUGGGUCAUUGCUGCUGUGUGUGUUCGUAUCGCUUUCUGAGGAGACCAUGCAUGCUGGUGAGACCUCACUUAGGUCAAUCAACACACUCAGGUCAUUCUGAACAAACGAAGAGAUGCUCAUUGGUGUUUGUAAACCACUAGAAAACCACUUUUCUCUCUAACUCCUUUUCACAGCCUGGCCCUUCCAGCCAGUUGACAUCUUAUAAACAAAAUGAUUGUAGAAAACUACAUCUUGUGGUAGUGCUGCUCGUUCACUGCUACAGGAGGAAAUGCACAGCAAGUGAACUGAAUUAAAUGGAGGUCAUUCCACACACUUGCUGAAUAGAAGUUUGAUAUGCUGUGCAUCGGCAGUGACUGAAUUAUUUAUGGCCUUUAUGGCAGAGGCUCUGCUUGAAUACCUGCUGUUUCCAUGUCUUAUCAAUCCUUGUUUACUGCUCUGAAAUAUUGAAUGUACAAUCCUACUAUUUGUAUCUGCUACUGUACCCGUUCUGAUUCCUGAUUCCUUAAACCACCCUGGAUACUGAUUGACUGAAACCUUCAUGCAGUAAGAAGGGACUGUUUGUUAGAACAUUGUGGAAAUGGAUUCAGUAUUCAGUGUACUUCUCUGCACCAUUAGAACAUGGAGAAAUGGUUGCGAUGCAUUUAUUAGCCCUGCUCAGUUAGACCUUAUUUAAUGUAGUUUUUUUUUUUUUUUUUUUUUUUUUUUUUUUUUGAGUAUAUCAAAUUGAAUACAUGCUUGGCCUAUUUUCAUGCCUAUUUGAUUUGUCCCAUCAUAUCUAUUUAAAAAAAAAUGUCCUUGUACCUCUUCUUAGAAAUAGAUGUUAUAUUAUUUCAAUAAUGAUUUCAAAUCAGUGUCAAUAACAUUCCCUUUUUUAAAAGUGUGCCAUCAUUUUUGGAUGUAAUGAUGGUCUCUUUUCAGUGAUUUUGUGGAUUAAAUGUCCUGGAUGCUCUAUGAA
Labeo rohita (rohu) is the source of this 5936-nucleotide messenger RNA. RefSeq names its product RUN domain containing 1 (gene rundc1). The transcript has 5 exons. The coding region runs from base 585 to 2291 and encodes 568 amino acids. NCBI's taxonomy places the organism in Eukaryota, Metazoa, Chordata, Actinopteri, Cypriniformes, Cyprinidae. The record is from RefSeq and is a predicted model, not a curated record.